AUGAGCUUUUUAAAGAGAGAGAAGCCUAAGAACCAGGCAGCCAAACAAAGUGAAACGGCGAACAGGAAUACAGAGUCAGGAGAUGAAAAAACUGAAUUGCUGCGUCUGGCAUCGUUAAGUUCACAGAAUUCGAACAAGAAGGAAAAUAGCCCCUUUACACCCAAUUAUUCACAGGAGGAAGCGCUGGAUCGACCUCCUAAGAAGCAUUCUGUGGGUUACUCCGAGGGAUACAGUCCUCGAACAUCUGUGGUAGCAUUAGGAGGUGGCUCCUCUGAAUCCCAACAGCGACCACCUAAUCCAUCGGAUCAGCUCCCACCUAAUCUUCACCAUCACCAUCAUCAUGCACAUGCACAUGCACCAAAAAUAUCUGCGUUAGCGAACCCAAUACGCCCAAAAAUGAAGAUGAAGAGUGGAUCUCUUCUUGGAAAAUUGAUAUAUUCGAGUAGAGGUGAUGCGCCAUUGCAACUCAAUACUCCUGGGAGUAAUGCAAGCCGAGAAAGUGGUGUUGAUGUUCCUAGCAGUGCAGAAUCGAAUAAGCCAGCUCACGUAGCGAAGAGAAAGAGCUCUCAAGGAAAAUCCUUAACUCGUCAUAGGUUUAAAAUGCCUUCCAUAUACUCGGAUAGUGUUCAUAAUGAAGAUUCUGAAACAGCCGAUGUGACUCUGCAAAAUUCGAAAGAUGAGUCUGUGGCCACUAAAUCUACAGAGGAAGACCCAUUUAAUAAGUCAUCUCGAUCAUUUAGUCUCUAUAUGGACCCAGAGGAAAUGCAAGGAAUUGUAAAAUCUCCUGACGCUUAUAGGCGACCUUCAACAUCUUCAAGACGAUCGUCAGUAAAUACACAGGAUGAUAAGCCUCCGAAAUAUACCGCAAAGAGAUCAACAAAUUCGCUUGCAACUUCGCAGAAUCAAGAUAAGUCCGCGUGGAAAGCGCCAGAUAGUUGGGACGUCAAGUUUGAUAAUUUGAACGCUAAAAAGUUUGAAGGACUGUCAGCGUCCGAAUCCGAUUCUGACGACGAGAAGAGUAGUGAAAUCACCGAUACUAGUGAUGUAACAAAUGAGGCUUCUGACGAUCACACGAGGCAUAAAUCAGCAACAUCCGACCUUUCUGGCGGUGUGAGACAGAAAUAUAACUUACCAAUCUUAUUCGGAUCUAGGGCCUUCGAUAACAUAAAGCAAGAAGUGAAAGCGAAAGGACCAAACCACAUUGUAAGAGUCUUCAAAGAAGACAACACGUUCACUACUGUGCUUUGCCCUCUUGAUACAUCGACUGCUGAACUUUUAAGAAUCGUACAAAGAAAGUUUUUUCUUGAUUCUAUUAAUAAUUAUCAGAUUACUGUACACAUUGGAAACUUUGUCAAAGUCUUGGAGCCUUUUGAGAGACCUCUUAGAAUCCAAAUGGGUUUACUUCUACUUAGUGGUUACCUGUCCAAAGAUAAUUUAAGUAUCAUUGGGCGAGAAGAUUUGUCCUUUAUUUGCAAGUUUGUCAUGCAAAACAUUCACUUGAGAAACUUGACACAUGAAGAAGAGGCAAUGCUUUCGAAAGAUUAUGUUGAUGUCAAUAUUUCUGGACUUGACUUGAAAACUAUUCCAAUCAUAUUUCAUCAACACACUUAUGAAAUAGAGAAAUUGAAUGUUGCAAAUAACCCUUCCAUUUAUAUUCCUUUGGAUUUUAUUCAGUCCUCAACCAACUUGAAUACCCUUAUUUUCUCGAAUAAUGGGUGCUCUAAAUUUCCUAUAAAUUUCUUGGAAGCAAAGAAGCUCACUAAUCUUGACAUGGAAAUAAACUUCUUGGACGAGUUACCGUCCAAAAUAAAUUAUUUGGAGAAUCUUACCCAUUUGAAGUUGAACUCGAAUCAACUUUCUACGUUACCUAAAUCAUUUGGUAAACUUGUCAAUUUGGUGUCUUUAAAUCUUUCAACUAAUUAUUUUAGAAACUUUCCAGAACAAAUAAGCGAGCUCGUGAAUUUAGAGGACCUUAAUUUAUCCUACAACAAUCUAUCAUCCAUACCUGAAUCAAUGGGUAAGUUGGUUAAUUUGCGAAAGUUGAAUUUAUGUACCAACAAGCUCUCCAAAUCCUUACCAUCUUGCUUUUCGAAGUUGACUUCUUUGCAAAGGUUAGACAUUCGCUAUAACUCUUUAUCAUCAGUAGAUGUGCUUGAAUCUUUACCGAAUCUUGAAAUUGUUCACGCAUCGAAGAAUAAUAUAUUCACCUUUAGUGAUAAAAUGGAAAGUUUAAGGCUUCUUAACUUUGACAGAAAUCCGAUCACUAACUUCAAAUUUGAAAACUUAAUGCCUGUCUUGACAGUCCUAGAUCUAUCAAAAGCAAAAAUAACUUCUCUUCCUUCAGACUUUAUUUCCCGAAUCAAUAAUAUUGAAAAAUUGAUUUUGGAUAAGAAUCAUAUUGUCAGCUUACCAAAUGAGUUAGGUUACCUAAGCAAACUUACCUUCUUGUCUAUUUAUGGUAACAACUUACAAUUGUUACCAUCAACUAUUGGGCAAUUGACUUCCUUGCAAUAUUUAGAUCUACAUUCAAAUAAUUUGCAGGUGUUACCUGAUGAUAUAUGGAACUUGAAGUCUUUAUCCGUCUUGAAUGUAUCAUCAAACAUCCUUUCUGGACUCCCCAAGCCUCCGCUUUCUGUUGCGAAAAGAAUAUCUUCAUCAGCAAACUUCAGAAGCUUUUUCUCAAGUGCCAGACUGACCCCUAAUGCUACUCCCGAUCAAUCAAGAAGGCCAUCGGUAUUCGUAGACAAUCUGCAAUCUCCGAAGUCGCAUGGCACGGACAUGGAUGAUACUAACCCUAAUACUUCAUCUAUCCAAUUUCCUAGUACAACGUUUUCGAUGGCUGAUAGCUUAUUAGUCUUAACUUUGGCAGACAAUAGGUUAACUGAUGAUUGCUUUGACUCAAUUUCAUUCUUGCUGGAAUUAAAGUAUUUGAAUUUGUCCUACAAUGACAUUGUUGAGAUUUCUGAAGGAGCCUUCAGAAGAUUAACAAAAUUAACUGAGCUAUACAUGUCUGGUAAUGAGUUGACAACUUUGCCUGCUGAUGAUUUAGAGGCUUUGAAAGUUCUUAAAUUAUUGUUUCUCAAUAAUAAUAAGUUGGUCUCUUUGCCUGCGGAAUUGAGUAAGCUUUCUGAUUUGGAGCAUUUGGAUGUUGGUUCUAAUCAACUUAAGUAUAAUAUUUCUAACUGGCCAUACGAUUGGAAUUGGUAUUGGAAUAAGAAUCUAAAGUAUUUGAAUUUUUCAGGUAAUAAAAGAUUCGAAAUCAAGCAAAGUCAUAUCAAGAACCCAGAGACUGGGGAAUUCUUUGAUAGCUUACUAGUUUUGAAGGACCUUAAAGUCUUGGGCCUCAUAGAUGUGACCUUGACGACUACUGCCGUUCCAGAUCAAAGUGUGGACUUGCGGAUACGAACUACGUCAUCAGAAUUACCAAAUGUCGGUUAUGGAGUUUCUGACUCGAUGGGUGUGAGAGAAAACGUCUCUAACCGUGAUGUUUUUAUCCAAAAGUUCAGAGGAAAUGAAAACGAAGUCCUCUUAUGCACUUUUGACGGCAGAAAUGGUGUUCCCAAUCAAGGACAUAGGAUAGCUCAAUUGGCUAGGCAAAUCUUUGUUCCAAAUUUCACUAAUGAGUUGAACAAACUAAAGCCUGAAGAGCAGGUGCAAGAUGCGAUAAGAAGGACUUUCUUGUCUUUAAACAGAGAGGUAAAUGGGAUCUUAUCAGCAAAGAAAAGUGGUGGCUUUACUCCAAACCCACAAGCUUCUGGCGAUAUACUUGACUUGAGCUUUACAGAAGAUUCUAAUCCUGGAUGUUCUAUCACCAUGGUGUAUAUUUGCGGUAAGAAGCUUUAUGUGGCAAAUAUCGGUGACACAGAAGCCCUAUUAUCGAAGAGUAAUGGUGAAUAUGUUCUAUUGACAUCAAAACAUGACCCAACUCAGAGAUCUGAAUUUGAAAGAAUAAAAGCGGCUGGAGGUUAUGUUUCGGGUGAUGGGGCCUUGGAUGGUAUGUUAUCAAUAUCUCGAGGAGCCGGAUUCUUCAACUUUUUACCACAUACCCAUUCAGGUCCCGAUAUAAAGGAAAUAGCCUUGGCUAAUGUAGAUGACAUGAUAGUCGUAGCUACGAAUGUAUUGUGGAAUCAAAUAUCUUAUGAAUUGGCUGAUGAUAUAUUAAGGCAAGAAAAGGACGAUCCAAUGAUUGCUGCUCAAAAGUUGAGAGAUUAUGCUAUAUGUUACGGUGCCAAUGAUAAGGUUGCAGUUCUUGUUUUAACAUUGGGAGAACAAAAAUCCAAAAAAUUUGGUUCAAAUGCUCUUUACAACAACCUAGGAAGAGAAAGUGAAAUAUUUGCUUCUAGGAAAAGACGUGACAAGAUUCAGCCAGGUGAUUCUAACUUGAGAAGGUUAGAGGAAGAAAUCGACCCCCCUGUUGGAGAAUUGGCAUUAGUUUUCACAGAUAUCAAAAACUCCACAUUGUUGUGGGAUACCUAUCCGGUACCUAUGAGAUCAGCCAUAAAGAUUCAUAAUUCAAUUAUGCGUCGUCAAUUAAGAAUUGUUGGUGGUUAUGAAGUCAAGACGGAAGGUGAUGCCUUUAUGGUUUCGUUUUCUUCUCCGACUUCUGCCCUUCUUUGGUGUUUCAAUGUUCAACAGAAAUUAAUGGCAGCAGACUGGCCAGCAGAGAUAUUGGAAACGGAUCACUGCUGUGAAAUCACUGAUGAGUAUGGAAACAUUAUCUUCAGAGGCCUUUCUGUCCGUAUGGGAAUUCAUUGGGGUGCACCGGUAUGUGAACCUGAUAUCGUGACAGGUAGGAUGGAUUAUUUUGGACCCAUGGUGAAUAGAGCUGCGAGAAUAAAUGCUGUUGCUGAUGGAGGUCAAAUCUGUGUUAGCUCUGAUUUCUUGGAUGAAAUGAAGUCAUUGUAUAAAAUCCAUGAGUCUAUAGUGGAUAAAAGGGCCACUUUAAGUGAAGCGUAUGAAGGCAAUGUCAGGGCCGGUGAAAUCAUUGAGAAAGAAAUUAAUGCUCUAGAAGAAAUAGGAUGUUCCUAUUUCGAUAUCGGUGAGAAAAAAUUAAAGGGUCUUGAAACUCCUGAGCUGAUUACUCUUGUUUAUCCAAAGAAGUUGGAGAUGAGAUUUGAAAUCUUUCAAAAGAGCUUCAAAAAUGAAGAUUCACAAGCUGGAAGUACCAGAGUUAUCGGCACAUUGCCAGUUAAUGCCAUUUACAACUUGCGUGACGUUUCUUUACUGUUGGAAAAUAUUUGCUCGAGAUUAAGUGGAGGACUUAAAGACACCUUUGAGACUCAACCUCUGGAUGUCAUAACCCAACAUCUUAACUAUGCCUAUAAAGAAAAGGAUUUCAUAGCACUCCUUAAUCAUGUUACUACAAGAAUUGAAAAUUGUGUAACCAAUUUGUACAUUCGACAACAGAUGGGGAUCCUCCAAGGCAAUCAUGGUCGUAUUGACUUUUGCUCAGUGAAUCCAAUUUACGAUAUAAUGACUGAGCUUGCUGAUUAUCUUAAUACGUUACAAGCUUUGAAGGCUGCUAAUGAAGUUGGGCCCGAUAGCAUUGAGCCUUCGCCGUAA
Priceomyces carsonii is the source of this 5562-nucleotide messenger RNA. RefSeq names its product adenylate cyclase (gene CYR1). Bases 1 to 5562 code for a protein of 1853 amino acids. Gene Ontology annotation, molecular function: protein binding. The record is from RefSeq and is a predicted model, not a curated record. Gene Ontology annotation, biological process: cyclic nucleotide biosynthetic process; intracellular signal transduction. The transcript has a single exon. Lineage: Eukaryota; Fungi; Ascomycota; Pichiomycetes; Serinales; Debaryomycetaceae.